This is a messenger RNA of Engraulis encrasicolus (European anchovy), 3131 nucleotides long. RefSeq names its product NACHT, LRR and PYD domains-containing protein 3-like. The record is from RefSeq and is a predicted model, not a curated record. Lineage: Eukaryota; Metazoa; Chordata; Actinopteri; Clupeiformes; Engraulidae. Gene Ontology annotation, biological process: intracellular signal transduction. Gene Ontology annotation, molecular function: protein binding. Bases 234 to 3131 code for a protein of 965 amino acids. The transcript is spliced from 9 exons.
UAAGUUGAAGUCAUCAAGCUUGUUAUAGUUUAUAGAAAACCACGACAUACAUUUUCACUUUGCAUAGCGAACGUAUCAUCGUAUUAGGUGGAUUUUGCAGCACAAAAUGGAUUGUUGCGGUCCUGGGCGUUCAGGUCAACGACGCGACUCUGAAGUGAUCUGACACCUGUGAGGUCUGGUCUGAACAGAAAUAGACUACAAACUGUGUCCAGCUGUGUGUGCAUGAAGAGUCCAUGGAUGAACCAGAGAUCAAAGAGGCGGAUCCUCCUCCUGAGGAGAGUGUCCAGCAGGGGGCAUCAGACACACAGAAACUGAAAACAAAUAAGACCAAGAAGGACACUGCAGAGCACAGAUUGACACCGGAGGAGACAGAGCUCAGGUCCUUUCUGAAGGAGAAGUGUCAACAUCUGGUUGAAGGAGUACCACAUCGGGGAGACGCCAGGCUCCUCCAGGACAUCUACACAGAUCUCUACAUCACAGAGGGGGGGAGAGGAGGGGUCAAUGAGGAGCACGAGGUCAGACAGAUAGACAGAGCAUCCAUGUUCUAUAACAUAUAUAGUUAUAUGAGUGAUGAUGAGGAAGGAGAGCAGUCUGAUGAUUUUGAGGGAGAGCAGUCUGAUGAUUUUGAGGGAGAGGAGUCUGAUUAUGCUGAGGGAGAGGAGGGUUCUGAUGAUUUUGAGGGAGAGAAGGGUUCCGAUGACAGAUCAAUCAGGUGCAGUGACAUAUUUAAACCCUUACAUCCACAAAGGGGUCUUUGGCAACACAAAUCCAUCAGAGUAGUAUUGACAAAGGGAGUGGCAGGCAUUGGGAAAACUGUGUCUGUGCAGAAGUUCAUUCUGGAUUGGACUAAAGGAGAAGCCAAUCAGGAUAUUCACUUCAUUUUUCCUCUUCCUUUUCGAGAGCUGAACCUGAUGAAGAAUACAGAACUCAGUCUGGUGGAGCUCAUUCAACACUGUUUCGCACAAAUGAAAGACCUGAAACUGCUCUCCAGUUCUGAGAGCAAAACUCUGUUCAUCUUCGAUGGUCUGGAUGAGUGCAGACUUCCUCUGGAUUUUCACUCCAACCCGAGGUGUUGUGAAGUGACAGAUCCAGCCUCAGUAGAUGUACUUCUGACCAACCUCAUCAAUGGGAAUCUACUUCCCUCUGCUCUCGUCUGGAUCACCACCCGACCAGCAGCAGCUGGUCAGAUCCCUCCUGAGUGUGUGGACCAGAUGACAGAAAUUAGGGGGUUCAACGACCCACAAAAAGAUGACUACUUCAAGAAGAGAAUCAUUGAUGAGAACCUGGCCAUGCGAGUCAUCAACCACCUGAAGUUAUCCAGAAGCCUUUACAUCAUGUGCCACAUUCCUGUUUUCGCUUGGAUUUUUGCCACUGUUGCAGAGAGAACAUUAGAGAGAGGAGAAAUGCCAAGGACUCUUGCUCAGAUGUACACUCACUUCCUGAACAUACAGACCUGCAUCAAGAAUGAGAAAUACACAGAGGGAAAAGAGACAGAUGAAGAGAUGGUUUUGAAACUGGGGAAACUGGCUUUCGAACAGCUGCAGAAGGGCAAUCUGAUCUUCUACGAGGAAGACCUGAGGGAGAGUGGCAUUGAUGUCACAGAAGCAUCUCUGUACUCAGGAGUGUGUACACAGAUAUUCAGAGUGGAGGCUGGGCUGUGCCAUGGGAGAGUGUUCAGCUUUGUGCAUCUGACCAUCCAGGAGUUCCUUGCAGCAUUAUAUGUGUUCCUCUGCUUCUGCAACAGUUCCAGAAACAAACCACACCAACAUCAACCCUCUCAGCUCUCAGCUCUGUUCAGAGCUGCAACACUUGAAGACCUACACAAGACUGCAGUGGAUCUGGCCUUGCAGAGUAAAAACGGACACCUGGACCUUUUCCUACGCUUCCUCCUGGGCAUCUCACUGGAGUCCAAUCAGAAGCUCUUAAGACACUUACUGCCACAGACCAAUAGCCAACCUCAGAGCUUGGAGCAAACAGUACAAUAUGUCAAGCACAAGAUCAGACAUGAGUCGGAGUCUGAUGGAAAGAUCAACCUGUUCUACUGUCUGAAUGAGCUGAAUCAGCAUGCUGUAGUGGAGCGCAUUGACAGGAAGGAAGGAAAGCUGUCUGUAGAGGUGCUCUUACCAGGUCGGUGGCAGACUAGACAGUUAAGGUUUGAGUUAUCAGAAGAGCAGCUGGGUGGGUUUGAUCUGCAGACGUACAUAAAGACACCAGAAGAGGAUCUGACCGACCUCCUCAGCCCAGAUGACGUCCUUAAGAAGCUGGUGCCAGCAGUGUCAUCAGCACUCCUGUAUCAGUGUUCCCUCACAGAGAAGAGUUGUGCUUUAAUAGCAGCUGCUGCCAGAUCAACCUCCUGCAGUUUGAAGUGGCUAGACCUCACUGGCAAUAGUAUUCAUGACACUGGCGUUCAGCAUCUCUCAGAGCUCCUUAAAGAUCCUCAAUGCAAACUGGAGACACUACAUUGUGCAGCAAUAGCAGAUGCUGCCAGAUCAACCUCCUGCAGUUUGAAGAGUCUUGUCCUCUCUUACAAUAAUAUUCAUGAAAAUGGCGUUCAGCAUCUCUCAGAACUCCUUAAAGAUCCUCAAUGCAAACUGGAGACACUACAGCUGGAGAACUGUUACCUCACAGAGAAGAGUUGUGCUUUAAUAGCAGCUGCUGCCAGACCAACCUCCUGCAGCUUGAAGUGUCUAGACCUCACUCGCAAUGCAAUUUGUGACAUCGGCGUUCAGCAUCUCUCAGAACUCUUUAAAGAUCCUCAAUGCAAACUGGAGACACUACAUCUGGGGUAUUGUUCCGUCACAGAGAAGAGUUGUGCUGCAAUAGCAGCUGCUGCCAGAUCAACCUCCUGCAGUUUGAAGUGGCUAGACCUCAGUGGCAAUAGUAUUCAUGACACCGGCGCUCAGCAUCUCUCAGAACUCCUCAAAGAUCCUCAGUGCAAACUGGAGACACUAGAGCUGCAGGGGUGUGACCUCACAGAGGAGAGUUGUGCUGCAAUAGCAGCUGCUGUCAGAUCAACCUCCUGCAGUUUGAAGCGUCUAGUCCUCAAUUGGAAUAGUAUUCAUGACACCGGCAUUCAGCAUCUCUCAGAGCUCCUUAAAGAUCCUCAGUGCAAUCUGGAGACACUAGAGUGA